UGAAAGUGACGCAACUGAGGUAUGUUCCGAAUCCUUCUUUCUAAUUUAUUCUACUUCGGUUAAAAAAAAAAACUCUACCAUUGAGCAUGUUACUUGAAAUCUCGAGAGUGAAAUAUUGAGAUGUCUUUGGUCACAAAAUCCCUGUAAGAAUCAACAAUAGAAGGACACCGUUCUGAUCCCUAACAGAUAUAUAGUAAGAAAAUUGUGGGGCCAGGUCUGUUUAAACUUUGGCUUUACUAUGUAACAAGGCAAGCUACUCUAUCCCACCAAGGCGCCAAAAGGAAGUUAGCUUGUGACAUGAAAACAAACUGACUCAAUCUUCCCUAGCUGUCAAUCAGAUAUGGAUUCUCUUCUUUUCAGUCUGGAUAUGUUUCUCUAUCUCUUUUUUUUUUUGUAAUUUCAUUUGCUUUGAGGUAUUGUAUUUUUUUUUGUGCACCUUUGAGGUAUUGUAUAUAGUAAGUACCUUUAUAAGAUGAAGAAGAUCACCACUAAUUGGCUUCUUGGUAAGGAGAUAAUACUUAACAAGGAAGAAAGUUUUAGCUUUAGCUUCUUUUUUCACAAGUUUUUUUUUUAACUUCUGCUUUGUUACAUUCUUAAUUGAUUAUCUUAUUUCUUAAAUAAAGGAAACAUCCAAAGGAUUUAAGAUAGUGGUAAGGAAAAAAAAAAGCUAGUGGUAAGGAAAGGAAACUAGUAGGCUUGCUAAUACUCAGUCGCAAAAGGUAACACAAUCCUAUGCUUUUGUAAUUGCUUAAAAUAUAUGUUUAGAGAGAAGGUUGUGAGGUCCCCAAUGUUUGCUGCAUGAAAACUCACAAAUCAAAGCAAAGAAAAAAAAAGUUACUUAACAGGGCCCAUAUGUUACGUAAAGAUAUGUUUUUUCAUAGCUUUCUCUUCCUCGUGCUUGCUUUCUUUUUUUUUCUCUCUACGUGGACACCUACGUAUGUAUUAUGUAUGCUGCUGCUUUGUGUGUUUCAUCUUUAAAUAAGACCAAUCACGGAUUUGUCUUCCAAAGGUAUAUAGAAACAACUUAUAAGCUUUGUUUGUUAGCUUCCCAUUUCGCUUUCCCCCCUUCUUUUAGCCUCUUCUGUCCAAAGAUCUCUUCCUCUAUUUAUGUGACAGUCACUUCACCAACUUCAUGGAUGUUCUGCUCAGUUUAUUCUUUGGUAUGGUUGGUCAGUUUUUCAUGUUGAACAGGAAGCUGUAGGGACAUUAUUAGGUUGGUUGGAGUAUGGGUGGAAAUGGGUUUAGAGCUGUUGUGUCUCUUAGUAUUAUUGUGUUUCUUCUUGUCGGUAUCUUAGCAAGCUCUGCAACAAGUGUUCCAUCAACAGAUAAGGUCAAGAAUUUGCGGUUUAGAAGCAAGGAUACGAAUCUGUUUCCCGAGAGCAAGCGCAAAGUUCCAAAUGGACCUGAUCCUAUCCACAACAGGAAAGCAAGAACUUCAAGACUGCCACCAAGAGUUUGAUUUAGCUCUCCAAUACAUACGACGUAUAUGCUGUAAACUCAUAGCUUGUGAACCCUUGCUCUGCUUUUGCUAAAGAUGAAUCCUCUUCUUGCUGAGGAAGCAUUAUGGAAUGUGAAGUAUUGCUCUCUUUUUCUUUUUGGGAACAUUAUGUCUGAAGAUUGAAUACUUUUAGAAGUGAAGAUUGAGGCUGAUAUUUUUUUUUUUUUUCAGAGCUUUGUAGGUUUUUGUAAUAACACUUUGUAUUAAUUAUAGGCUCAUGUCUUUAUCCAACUCUCUUGUUUUCCUCUUUACCUGUUCUUUUUAAAUUUAUGAAGGUUAAAGUUUGCUUCUGUGUUU
Messenger RNA from Raphanus sativus (radish), 1795 nucleotides. RefSeq names its product CLAVATA3/ESR (CLE)-related protein 25. Bases 1226 to 1459 code for a protein of 77 amino acids. Lineage: Eukaryota; Viridiplantae; Streptophyta; Magnoliopsida; Brassicales; Brassicaceae. The transcript is spliced from 2 exons. The record is from RefSeq and is a predicted model, not a curated record.